Molecule: messenger RNA, 1137 nt
Organism: Lathyrus oleraceus (garden pea)
Lineage: Eukaryota; Viridiplantae; Streptophyta; Magnoliopsida; Fabales; Fabaceae
Product: protein BOBBER 1
Exons: 6
Coding region: 85-957 (290 amino acids)
Biological process (GO): protein folding
Cellular component (GO): cytoplasm
Source: RefSeq, a predicted model, not a curated record
UUUGUAUUGAUUUUCUUUCUACUCAUAAAUCCUUUACUUCACCCUUUCAAAUUCUUAGUACCUUAAUUUCUAACAAACUCAACAAUGGCGAUCAUCUCCGAUUUUCAAGAAGAAGAACAAACCACCAAACAAUCCCCUUCAUCUUCCCAACCCAAACCGAAAUCCAUUCCGUUCACUUCCACCUUCGAUCCAUCAAAUCCUGCCGCUUUUCUCGAAAAGGUAUUCGACUUCAUCGCUAAUGAGAGCGAUUUCUUCGAAAAGGAAUCGGCCGAGAAGGUGAUUCUGAACGGCGCUCGCGCUGUUAGGGUAAAGAAAGCUAAGGCUGUUGCGGCUGAGAAGGCGAAGAUCGCCGCCGAGGCAAAGGCCAAGGCUGAGAAAGCGGCGGCGGCAGAGAAGAAAGAUAAGGGAGUAGAAGCGAAAGAAGAUGGAAAGAAGGAAGGAGCAGCUCCUAAUAAGGGUAAUGGUAUGGAUCUGGAGUUGUAUUCUUGGACUCAAAGUCUGCAAGAACUCAAUGUUAACGUUCCGGUGCCAAAUGGAACGAAGUCGAAGUUGGUUAUCUGUGAGAUUAAGAAGAACCAUCUAAAAGUUGGUCUCAAAGGCCAGCCACCUAUUAUUGAUGGAGAUCUGUACAAAUCUAUCAAGCCUGAUGAAUGUUACUGGAGCAUAGAGGAUCAGAAUACUAUUUCCAUUCUUUUAACCAAGCAUGACCAAAUGGACUGGUGGAAAUGUCUAGUAAAGGGUGAUCCUGAAAUUAAUACCCAAAAAGUUGAACCUGAGAGCAGCAAACUUGGUGACCUGGAUCCUGAGACUCGAUCAACUGUCGAGAAAAUGAUGUUUGAUCAGAGGCAGAAAUCCAUGGGCCUUCCUACAAGUGAGGAGCUUAAUAAACAAGACAUGAUGAAGAAGUUUAUGAGCCAGCAUCCUGAAAUGGACUUCUCAAGGGCUAAAUUGUCUUAGAACGGUGCUAUGGUUUUGGCAAAAUUUUCUUAGAAUGGGGCUAUAGUUUUGGCAAAAUCAUCUUUUAGUUCACAAACAUGUUUUAGUGAAAACACAUUGUGCCUUUAUUUGCUUUUAAUAUAUUUCAGAGUUUUAUACCUUGGUUUGAGUAACAGUAAUGAAAAGUUAAUUAUUGGUUUA